Molecule: messenger RNA, 6803 nt
Organism: Mustela lutreola (European mink)
Lineage: Eukaryota; Metazoa; Chordata; Mammalia; Carnivora; Mustelidae
Gene: REL
Product: REL proto-oncogene, NF-kB subunit
Exons: 10
Coding region: 325-2109 (594 amino acids)
Biological process (GO): canonical NF-kappaB signal transduction; cellular response to stress; non-canonical NF-kappaB signal transduction
Cellular component (GO): cytoplasm
Molecular function (GO): DNA-binding transcription factor activity, RNA polymerase II-specific; RNA polymerase II cis-regulatory region sequence-specific DNA binding
Source: RefSeq, a predicted model, not a curated record
CGUCAGCCGCGGGAAAUCCCCCUCCCGCCAGGCGGCCUGCCUCUAGGCCCCGCAGGCGCUCGGUCCUCGCGGCGCUCCGCCCCCUGCCCCUGGCUCCCGCACCUCCGACGGGCGAAGCCGGGUGAUCCGGAACGCUAGCAUUAAGGGGGUGGGAAGGUGUGAGCCGCAAACCCCGAAGAGGGCGGGAAGGAGGAGGAGGCCCCGGGGGUGGUCAGGGGGACUGGGGGUCCCGCCGGCAGAGUCCCUCCGCCGCCGGACCGACGCGGGCUGACUGUGGCGGCCUCGCGUCAGGACACUUGGAGGGGCGGCGCGGUGAGCGGAGCCAUGGCCUCGGGUGGCUAUAACCCAUGUAUAGAGAUCAUUGAACAGCCCAGGCAGAGGGGCAUGCGUUUUAGAUACAAAUGUGAAGGGAGAUCAGCAGGCAGCAUUCCAGGGGAGCACAGCACAGACAACAACCGGACAUACCCAUCUAUCCAGAUUAUGAACUAUUAUGGAAAAGGAAAAGUGAGAAUUACAUUAGUAACAAAGAACGACCCAUAUAAACCUCAUCCUCAUGAUUUAGUAGGAAAAGACUGCAGAGAUGGCUACUAUGAAGCAGAAUUUGGACAAGAACGCAGACCCUUGUUUUUUCAAAAUUUGGGUAUUCGUUGUGUGAAGAAAAAAGAAGUAAAAGAAGCUAUUACUUCAAGAAUAAGGGCAGGAAUCAAUCCUUUCAAUGUCCCAGAACAGCAGGUGUUUGAUACCGAAGAUUGUGACCUCAAUGUGGUGAGAUUAUGUUUUCAAGUUUUCCUCCCUGAUGAACAUGGUAAUUUGACAAUGGCUCUACCUCCUGUUGUCUCUAACCCAAUUUAUGACAACCGUGCUCCUAAUACUGCAGAAUUAAGGAUUUGUCGUGUAAACAAGAACUGCGGAAGUGUCAGAGGCGGUGAUGAAAUAUUUCUACUAUGUGAUAAAGUUCAGAAAGAUGAUAUAGAAGUUCGGUUUGUAUUGAACGACUGGGAAGCAAAAGGUAUCUUUUCACAAGCUGAUGUACACCGUCAAGUAGCCAUUGUUUUUAAGACUCCACCAUAUUGCAGAGCAAUAACAGAACCAGUGACAGUAAAAAUGCAGUUGCGGAGACCUUCUGACCAGGAAGUUAGUGAAUCUAUGGAUUUUAGAUAUCUGCCAGAUGAAAAAGAUACUUAUGGCAAUAAAGCAAAGAAACAAAAAACAACUCUACUUUUCCAGAAAUUGUGGCAAGAUUGUGCAGUUAAUUUUCCUGAAAGACCUAGACCUGUUACCCUAGGAUCAACUGGAGAAGGAAGAUUCAUCAAAAAAGAAUCAAACUUUUCUCAUGGUGCAGUUUUGACAGAAAUACCCAGGACUUCCGGCAUUUCGAGUCAAGGAGAUUCCUACUAUUCCUCACCUGCGUCAAUCUCAAAUGCACUGUCACAGCAUACUCCACCCAUACCUUCAAUGGUGUCUCCACCUUCUUCAAGCUGGUCAGGUGGGGCCCAGCCUACCUCGCGCGCAGUUAGUACAAAUCCACUGAGUGGUUUUUCAACAGGGACACUUUCCUCUCAUCCACAAGGUAUCUCGCAAUAUCUGGAAAUGCCUCUUGAGAGUGAUCUGAAUGCCUCUAAUGCUUGUAUUUAUAACAAUGCAAAUGACAUAGGCAGAAUGGAAGCACCAUCCAUGUCACCAGCUGAUUUAUAUGGUAUUUCUGAUGGCAACCUGCUGCCGAAUUGCCCUAUGAAUAUGAUGACACCUAGUAGUGACAGCAUGAGGGAGAAUGAUAAUCCGAGACUUGUGAGCAUGAAUCUCGAAAACCCCUCAUGUAAUUCAGUGUUAGACCCAAGAGACUUGAGACAGCUCCAUCAGAUGUCCUCUCCCGGUAUGCCAGCCAGCGCUGGUUCCAGUACAGCUGCUUUUGUUCCACAGCCAGAGGCAUUUGAGAGAUCUGACUUCAACUGUACAGAUAACAGUAUGAUAAAUGAGUCAGGACCAUCAAAUGGUACUAAUCCAAACAGUCAUGGUUUUGUUCAUAGUCAGUAUUCUAGUAUUGGCACUAUGCAGAAUGAGCAAUUAAGUGACUCAUUUGCAUUUGAUUUUUUUCAAGGUAAUUUGUAAAACUUAAAUGGUUGUUUGGGUAUAUUGAAUUCAAAGCUGGAAAGUAUCUUAUAGGGAAAUUCUGAAAUAGAAAUUUAAGAGGACAUAACUGCUUCUUCUUUUUGAAACAUGUGACCUGAUACUGUGUGCAGGGAAUUCUGUCUUUGAGAAGAAAAUGAGAGCAAGGCUCCAAUUCUUCCAAAUACACCUUUUUAUACUUUUUUUAUAUGGUGUUGAUGUGUUCUUAGUUAAAUGAAUUAACUGAUAUUUGCUUUGAAGCAAAUUUAAGGUAAAACCUGUAAUGACUGUGUCAUUAGAAAAAUGAUUUCAUUAUUAUUUUUGAGACCUAUAGGCCAAGGUGACCCCUAAGGGGUUUUCUGAGGCUUCUUGGAGUUUCUUAGAGUUACUUAUAAGCCAAGAAUUUUUAAAUCUUUAAGAAUCUAACUUGACAGGGGGCGCCUGGGUGGCUCAGUCAGUGAAGCAUCUGCCUUUGGCUGGGGUCAUGAUCCCAGGGACCCUGGGAUCCAGCCCUGCAGCAAGCUCCCUGCCCAGUGGGGAGUCUGCCUCUCCCUCUCCCUUGCCCAUGCUCGCUCUUGUGCACACACACGCUCUUUCUCUUAAAUAAAUGAAGUCUUUAAAAAAAAAAUUCUAACUUGGACAGAAGAGAGUUGAAGUGAACUUUUAAGGUAGGGGAAGUUCUCUACAUUUUGGAUGGUUUAAAUCCUUACCUUUAAAAUUGCUUAUGAUUUUAGGUUUAUACCCAUGUCUUUAAGGUGAAAGUUUUCUUAGACCUCUCUUCUUUCUUGUGUUUCCUCACUCACUGUGAUCUCAUCCAAUUUCAUCAAUUUUAUCCUUACCUUAGACUUAUCAAUUUUAUCCUUACCUUAGACUUAUCCUCUGACCUUCAUACUUGGAGGUUAUAUGUGUAUGUAAAACUAUUUAUUUGACAUCUCUACUUAGAAUCCCAUUAAUGAACAAAAAUCUAGCUCAGAUUCAACAUAUCCAAAACUGAGUUCUUGAUCUUUUCUCCUAAUUUGCUUCUCCUUUGUCUUCCUCAACUUAGUAAAUAGCAGUGCUACGCUUCUAUUGUUGCUCAGGUCCAAAACCAUGGAGUCAUCCUUGAUUCUUUUCUCUCCCAGAUUCAAUCCAUCAGCAAAUCUGGUAGGCCCUGACUUCAAAAUAUACCCAAAGCCCACCACCUCUUUUGACCUCUACUAUUAACUUCCUCUUCUAAGCCACUGUCAUAUCAUCUCUUGCCUAGUUUGAAGCUAUAGCCUCAAAAGAUGCUCUUACAUCCUUGUGCCCCUAUAGUCUCUUCUCCCCAAAGUUGCCAGAAAGAGUAUUUUUAAAACCAGUCAAAUGGUAUCAUUCACAUGCUCAAAACCAUCCGGUGGCUCCCCAUUCCCACUCAGAGUAGAGACCAGCAUCCUUAAAAUUGGCAGGCUCAUACAUACUUAGUCUCCUGUCUCAUCUCUUAACGUUUUCUUCUCAUUCAGCUCCAGGCAUUCUCAUAGCCUCUCUUCAAAAACACCAAGUAUACUCGUGCCUCAGACUCUUUGUACUUGGUGUCCUCUCUGCCUUAACUAUUUUUCUCUCAGAUACAUGUGUAGCUCACUUCUUAACAUCCUUCAGAUUCACUCAUCUAAUACUGAUCAAGGCCUUCCUCGAGUCUGUACAUAUCAGUACUCCGUGUCUCCUCUCCUUUAUAUUGUUCUGUAGCACUUACCAGGUCUGACCUUUACUACGCACUUAUUUUUUAUUUUAAUUUUUUUUUCCUUUACUGGAAUCUGUGUUCUACAAGGGUAAAAAUUUUUAUGUUUCGUUUGUUGAAUUCCCAGUUUGUAGGACAGGCUCUGCCUCAUAAGCACUUAGCAAAUAUUGAAUGUUCAAAGUACUACUAAUAGAACUUUAUUUUUUGAAAGAACAGCUUUAAUUAUUAGAUGUUCAUGAUUUUUAUAAUUCUAUUUAAUGUGACAUUGGGUUUAUGUCAGAACCAUACGCCUUCAGGUCAAGGUUUAAUAACGGUAAUCCAAACUAUUGAAAGCAAAGUAAUCCCAGUUGCAAAAUGAUGGUAGAAUUUAGGCAGUAAUCUUAGUUGUGAUGGAGUUGUCAUGAUGCUAAGUAACUGAACUCUAUUUUACACCUAGAGCCCACCAUAAAUGUUGAGCAUGUUCUGAGCUAGAAACAGUGUGUCAUUUCAUUUAUGCAGUGUCCAACCAAACCAGUAAGUUUACUGGAACAAUCAAAAUGGGAAAUGUAUGAAUGUCUGAAUGUAUGAAUCUCUAAAAAAAUCUGAGUUGAAUGAUACUGGGAACUGGGAAGAAGAGCAAGAUAAAACUUGGGGUUAGGAUAGACUAGGAAGCAGAAGAAGAAAAAGAUUAAAGACACCUAAGUACCAUUAAUAUUUCUCAGAAAUUAUGAUUUAAAAAUGAAACAUUUGUUAUAUAAUUUUAAAGACCAUAAGCAUGUAACAUACUUUAGAAGAAUUUACCAGGGAGAAAGAAUACCUUGGAAGGCAUCAUUUCUUUUCUGUUCAAAAUAUGAAUGAACCCAGGAUAUCUCCAGAUAGUGGUCAAUAGGUAGUAAGCUUUUUAAAAAAAAAUACAGAAUCCUGUAAUUUUAUAAUAAUUAGCACUGGCCAGCUUAAACACAGACUUUAGAAUAUCUGGAUUUUUGCAUUAAAUAAGCAAUUGACUUGUUUUGCAGGGUUGUGUUUUGUCCACCGUUCCCCCAUCCCCCACCCCCCACCCCAUGUAAGCUGAAUUAAGGUACUGCUACAUCUGUGUUUAAAGUAUUUCCAGUGGAUAUUUUUUUUAUUUUUUGGGUGCUACUUACUGAUCAUAGAGUUUAUUUUAUAAUAUAAAAAGAAUUUGGCAACCUGUUUCUCAUCUAUGUCUAAAUGUAUUUGUGUUUUCACACUUAGUUUCUGAGGAAAAAGUGCCCCUCUGCCUUUCUACAUUCUGCUUGCACCCUGGACCCUGCUCUGUCUCCCAUCUUGUUUCUGUAUCCUCAUAUCACCAUUUAGUGGUGGUUUUCUUUGUAUAACUUUGGUAAACAUUUUCUUUAACCUUAAAAGAAAGAAAACAAAAACCUUCCUACUACCUUCAUGUUCCUUCCUUCACAUCCGGACUCAGGAAAUACUUUCAGCUUCUAUUUCCUCUGCUCCCAGUCAUUCUUUAGCUUACUUAUCUUUCACCAACUUUUGUUUUCUUUUUCUUUUCUUUUUUUUUUUUUCUUCUCUUUUUUUGGUGGGGGGUGGCAUGCAGGCAAGUGUACUCUCAAGAGUGGGUGGAAGGGCAGAGAGAGAGAGGGAGAGAGAGAAUAUGAAGCAGGUUGCAAGCACCCGAACUGGCAUUCAUCCUGUGACCCUGAGAUUAUGACCUGAGCCAAAAUCAAGAGUUGGACAUAAAACUGAUUGAGCUACCCAGGUGCCCCCUCUUACUGUUUUCUUAUGAUAUUCUGGGAAAAGUGACCAGAGACACUUUUCCUUGUCAAAUCUGGUGUCUUUUUAUCAGUCCUUAUUCUGCCUGACCUAUCCAUAACCUUUUUUCCUAUUGGCUACUCCCUUCUUGGAUACUCCUCCGAGGUUUCUGUGGUAGAUAAGAUUCCUCUCGGAGGUUGACUUUUUUCCCAGAAUCUCAACCCCAGCCCUCAUUUGGUGCUAUUUUUUCCCUGGGUGACCGACCUCAUCAGUGCCUACAGUUUCAGCUUUCUCUCACGCUACACAAAUGCCUUUAUGAACUGCGUCCCCCUUUUGCAUUCCCUACUUUGCAUUCCCUACAAUGGCAUUAUCAUUUACCCUGCCAUCCAAGAUACUUAAUUAGAACCUCAGAAUCAUGUUUUAUUCCUUUUCUCCCUCAUUGUCCUACUUAGUUAUCAAGUCUUUUAAAUUCUGCCUCAUAAAAAUGUCUUGCAUUUGUCCCUCCUUCAUUCCUAUUUUCUUCGUAAAGGCCUUCAUUCCUUUUCCCCAAGAAGAAUCUUCUAUGUUGGUGCUUCAAUAAAUUGGGUUUUCAGAGGUAUCAGCAGAGUAAAUACAAGUACAAGUUUUUGAUGAAAGUAAACAUCUUACCUAUUUUUCUUCUUCAUUAUCUUCAUUAGAUAAUGAAGUAUAGCUUUGCCUAAAAAGUAUAGCUUUGCCUAAAAUGUAGUAAGAAAUAGGUUAAGAUGGAGUAUUUGGAGAUCAAUGUAUAGAAGUCUCUCAGGAGACUUCAUUGGGGUCAUGGUUCAGACCAGAUAAACCCUUUAGAGAUGACAUGUUUUAAAAGAAUGUAGUGAAAACUCCUAACUGAUGAAUUCAGAACCUUACAGAAUGGCACUAUUCUGUUUUUUACUGUGCUCAGUAUUUCGAUAUGCUUUUUAGUGAGUAUAAUAAAUUUAGAGAUACUGAAAAAAGUAUUUUUUUAUUUAAUUUCUUUUCAAUGUAACAGAAAUCAUUGUUUAUGUACCACACCCAGUGCUCCAUGUAAUACAUGCCUUCCAUAAUACCUACCACCAGGCUCCCCCAACCUCCCACCCCCGCCCCUUCAAAGUACUAAGAAUUUUUAAAGUUCUCAAAUUAUUUAAUGUUAAAUGCGUUUAAAAGAUUGCAAUCAUUUGUAAAGUGUCAAAAUCCUUUUUGUUGUACAGAAUAUUUUAUUACCUUUGUAAUAUCUCUGUAUACAGUGAUUUUUUUUUGUGGUAAUAUAAUAAAUGGAAAAACUUUAAAAUUCCUAAAA